Messenger RNA from Echinops telfairi (small Madagascar hedgehog), 1871 nucleotides. It is a transcript of the gene GPR108, whose product is annotated as G protein-coupled receptor 108. The transcript is spliced from 18 exons. Lineage: Eukaryota; Metazoa; Chordata; Mammalia; Afrosoricida; Tenrecidae. Bases 6 to 1652 code for a protein of 548 amino acids. Gene Ontology annotation, biological process: transport. The record is from RefSeq and is a predicted model, not a curated record. Gene Ontology annotation, cellular component: membrane; Golgi apparatus.
CAGAGAUGGCAGUGAGAGAUAGGAGGGGGCUCUCCCGCGGGAGCCCCGCGGAGUGGGGGCCGUGGCUGCUUCUGCUGCUACUGUUGGGCGGUUGCUCGGGACGCAUCCACCGGCUGACGCUGACGGGGGAGAAGCGAGCGGACAUCCAGCUGAACAGCUUUGGGUUCUAUGCCAACGGCUCCCUGGAGGUGGAGCUGAGUCUCCUGAGGCUGGGCCUUCAGGAAGCGGAAGAGAAGAGCCCGCUGGUGGGCUUCAGCCUGAGCCGGGUUCGAUCUGGCAGCAUUCGGUCGUACUCUCCCCAGGAUCCCCACGACUGCCCCCUCCAGAAGAACAGCAGCAACCCAUUGGUGGUCUUCCUCAUCAACACCAGGGACCUGCAGGUCCAGGUGCGAAAGUAUGGGGACCAGAAGGAGCUGUUCAUUUCUCCCGGCCUCCUCCCCGAGGUGUCCUCUGACCCCCAGCUCCAGAAGCCAGGGCCCCCGGCCACCCCCCACGUGGACAAUGGGCCCCCCCUGGGCAACAAGGACGAGCCUUCGCAGGUAUCUGAAGGAAGCCGGCAGGACUCCAGUGGGAAGGACAAGGAGCUGGUGCUGGGCCUGGGCCACCACAGUGACACCUACAACUUCAGCUUCCACGUGGUGAUUGGCUCCAGGGCCGAGGAGGGCCAGUACAACCUCAACUUCCACAACUGCUUCAACACCAUCCCCGGCCAGGAGCGGCCCUUCGACAUCACAGUGAGCUGGUGGGCGGACAGGCCGGCGGGCCGCGGGGGCUUCCUGUCGGCCUCCGAGAUCCCCCUGUUCAAGCUCUACAUGGUCAUGGCCUCCUGCUUCCUGGCCGCCGGCAUCUUCUGGGUGUCCGUUCUCUGCAAGAACACGUACAACGUCUUCAAGAUCCACUGGCUCAUGGCGGCCCUGGCUUUCACCAAGAGCAUCUCGCUCCUCUUCCACAGUAUCAACUACUACUUCAUCAAUAGCCAGGGCCACCCCAUCGAAGGCCUCGCUGUCAUGCACUACAUCACCCACCUGCUGAAGGGCGCCCUCCUCUUCAUCACCAUCGCCCUGAUCGGCUCUGGCUGGGCCUUCGUCAAGUACGUCCUGUCGGAUAAGGAGAAGAAGAUCUUCGGCAUCGUCAUCCCCCUGCAGGUCCUGGCCAACGUGGCCUACAUCGUCAUCGAGUCCCGAGAGGAGGGCGCCAGCGACUACGGCCUCUGGAAGGAGACCCUCUUCCUGGUGGACCUCAUCUGCUGUGGCGCCAUCCUCUUCCCUGUGGUCUGGUCCAUCCGGCACCUCCAGGACGCAUCCGGCACUGACGGGAAGGUGGCAGUGAACCUGGCCAAGCUGAAAUUGUUCCGGCAUUACUACGUCAUGGUCAUCUGCUACGUCUACUUCACACGCAUCAUCGCCAUCCUGCUGCGAGUGGGCGUGCCCUUCCAGUGGCAGUGGCUAUGCCAGCUGCUGGUGGAGGGCUCCACGCUGGCCUUCUUCGUGCUCACGGGCUACAAGUUCCAGCCCUCAGGGGAUAACCCGUACCUGCAGCUGCCUCAGGAGGAUGAGGAGGACGUGCAGAUGGAGCAAGUGAUGACGGACACCGGGUUCCGGGAAGGCUUGUCCAAAGUCAACAAAACAGCCAGCAGGCGGGAGCUGUUGUGAUUGGCCCCCCUUCACCCACGCGUUCCGUCCUGCUGCGCCCCCAGUGCACGUGCAGAAGGAGGGGGCCUGGGGCCGAGGAGGCGGCCGCCCCCAGGACCGGCCUCCAGAGCCCAUUGUGCAGCAGACCAAGCUCCACUUGCCCCCAAGACGGGGCAGGGCCGCCCUCAUUCCGGAACCACCGCCACGCCCACCUGUCCAAUAAUGACCAGUCUGUUUUGC